This is a messenger RNA of Strongyloides ratti, 303 nucleotides long. RefSeq lists its product as hypothetical. NCBI's taxonomy places the organism in Eukaryota, Metazoa, Nematoda, Chromadorea, Rhabditida, Strongyloididae. The record is from RefSeq and is a predicted model, not a curated record. Bases 1 to 303 code for a protein of 100 amino acids. The transcript has 3 exons.
AUGUCAUUUUUGUGGAAACAAUUAUUUCAAAUUUUAAUACAUUUUUUUAUUUUUAAUAUUUCAACGGAAGGUUUUAUUCCAAUUUACUUUGAAUAUGGUUCUUUACUUAAUGAACAUAUCAAUAAUUCUGUCGCAGAAAAUGGUGAAAAUUUGACAAAAAGUUUUGAAUCAAAAGAAAAUGACAUGCAAUUAAGUAAAAAAAGUUGUGAUUUAUCAGAUAUAAUAUGUGUUUAUUUUUCAAAUGAAUAUUUUAAAGAACACACAACUUUUUUGCAAGUAUCUUUUCUUUUUGCUUCAUUUUAA